UCUCCUCAGACCCCAUCAACCCACAGCACAAUCCAUCAUAAUCUUAAAUAAAAAAGAAUAGAUACAGAGAGAAAGAAGAGUUCAUCAAUGGAGAGGGUGACACAAUUGGCAGCACAAAGACCAGUGGUGAUAUUUAGCAGGAGCACAUGUUGCAUGUGCCAUGCGAUCAAGACAUUGCUUAGCGAUUUUGGGGUUAACCCGGCAGUUCAUGAGCUAGAUGAGAUAGCAAGAGGAAGAGAAAUAGAGCAAGCACUAUCAAGACUUGGCUCUCCAACCCUACCGGCUGUGUUCAUUGGUGGUGAACUUGUGGGUGGAGCCAAUGAGGUUAUGGCUCUUCACCUCAAUCGCUCCUUAAUCCCUAUGCUUAUACGUGCAGGCGCAUUGUGGGUUUGAGUAAUUAAUUACAAUUAAUUAACUAUCAUGGUCCUAUAAUAUACAAUUAUAAUAUAAUAAAUAAAUAAAUAUUAAUAAAUAAAUAAAUAAAUAUAUAUAUAUAUAUAUGUAUGAUGAUGGUACAUUCUAUGUAUCGGAAGCUGAGUUUAUUAUAUACUUACAAUGAGGCUCUAUACUAUAUGUAUGGUUAAUAGGUAAUCAGGUGCGUACGUAGUACUCCUUUUUGUAAUGUAGUAUUUCAUGUAAUGCUAUGUUCUUCUUGCUAAUAAUAAAACUAUUGUAGUUUCCUUAA
Molecule: messenger RNA, 685 nt
Organism: Jatropha curcas
Lineage: Eukaryota; Viridiplantae; Streptophyta; Magnoliopsida; Malpighiales; Euphorbiaceae
Product: Thioredoxin superfamily protein
Source: RefSeq, a predicted model, not a curated record